CACGGCGCCUUUUGUCCCGGGAGGUCCCUGGAAGUUUGCGGCGGGACGCGCGCGAGCGGCGGCCGGGGCAGCCCCGACGUGGUGGGAGCCAGGCCGCCGAGCCGGCAUGGGCAGCGGGCGCGGCGCGGGGGGCCGCCGCUGGGCCGCCCCGGGCGUGCUGCUGGCGCUGGCCGCUGGGCUGCUGGCCGCGGGCUCGGCCAGCGAGUACGACUACGUGAGCUUCCAGUCCGACAUCGGCUCAUACCAGGGCGCCCGCUACUACGCUAAGCCUCCGCAGUGCGUGGACAUCCCGGCGGACCUGAGGCUGUGCCACAACGUGGGCUACGACAAGAUGGUGCUGCCCAACCUGCUGGAGCACGAGACCAUGGCCGAGGUGAAGCAGCAGGCCAGCAGCUGGGUGCCCCUGCUCAACAAGAACUGCCACAUCGGCACGCAGGUCUUCCUGUGCUCGCUGUUCGCGCCCGUCUGCCUCGACCGGCCCAUCUACCCGUGCCGCUGGCUCUGCGAGGCCGUGCGCGACUCGUGCGAGCCCGUCAUGCAGUUCUUCGGCUUCUACUGGCCCGAGAUGCUCAAGUGCGACAAGUUCCCCGAAGGGGACGUCUGCAUCGCCAUGACCCCGCCCAAUGCCACCGAAGCCUCCAAGCCCCAAGGCACAACGGUCUGCCCUCCCUGUGACAACGAGUUGAAAUCUGAGGCCAUAAUUGAACAUCUCUGUGCCAGCGAGUUUGCACUGAGGAUGAAAAUCAAAGAGGUGAAGAAGGAGAAUGGGGACAAGAAGAUCGUCCCCAGGAAGAAGAAGCCUCUGAAGCUGGGACCCAUCAAGAAGAAGGAGCUGAAAAGGCUGGUCCUGUACCUGAAGAACGGGGCCGACUGCCCGUGCCACCAGCUGGACAACCUCAGCCCCUACUUCCUCAUCAUGGGUCGCAAGGUGAAGAGCCAGUACCUGCUGACCGCCAUCCACAAGUGGGACAAGAAGAACAGGGAGUUCAAAAGCUUCAUGAAGAAAAUGAAAAACCAUGAAUGCCCCACUUUUCAGUCUGUCUUUAAGUGAUGGUCCCUGGGGCGGGUUGGGAGGGCGCGGUGGUGGGGUGGGGUGAGGGGUGGGGGAGAGUGAUGACGCUGGACCCCAGCGGGUCACACACACAUACACACACGUGCAUACAUGCACACACAUACACGUGCACACACACGCCUGCUCCUGGUGGCAGUGGACAUUGCAGUCCGGGUGGCUUUGUUCUCGUAACAUUCUCACUCCCCCCCAGGGGCACAUGCAGGCCUCAGGGUAUCCAGGUCUGGGUGAGGCAAAGACCAUUUAGAUUAGGAAGGCUUUUAAGAUCUGCAGUGUGGGCAGCAGUCACUGUGGGGAUGUGUCACUGAGACAACAGUGCUUGCCAGUGCGCACGCGCGCGCGCGCACACACACACACACACGAUUGGGCCAAAAAUGAGAGACAGUAGCAAAAACUGAGGUUUGCAAUUGGUGGGUAUAAAUCUGUCAGCUGAUCUAUGCCUGUGCAACUGGAACAUUCUAACUGUCAGGAAGUUGCAUUGCUCUCAGCUCUAGAGCAGUUUCUGUCCCCUUUAGACCGAAACAGACCACACUUAGGCUUUAAGAUCAGUUUCCCAAAGUGGCAGGUGCAGGAGGAAGAGCGGCCGCGCUAAGCCUCACGGUGCCCCCCACAGGGCUGGAAGAGGGGUCACCGUGCCCUGCCCUGGGCCUUUCUACCUGGUUGUCUGUGGAUAUGAAUCGGCCAGUCUCAUGCCACAGAAGUGGUGGGGCCGGUCAGUCAGCCAGGGCACGCUUGUGCCCCUAGACAUGGGGAGGGGUGGCGUGCGCCUGCCUUUAGGUGAGGCAAAGGAAAAUACAGUGGAAUAAGCAAGACGAUUUUUCAGACUGAAACGGCAAUGGUUAAGUGUUUUUUUUUUUUAAAAAAAAACAUAGUUGAAGGAAAAAAAAAAUAGCCACUUUAGGUCCAGGAAAUUGCUAGUCAGGGUGAAUUGUGAAAUUGGGUGACAAGAUUACCAUCCUCAUUUCAUCUGUUCAUUCGUUUCACAUUUUUUAAAAGAACAUCAACAACGAAAACCAAACCACUUUUCAAGGACUCCUUUGUAAGAAAACAUCGAUAUGGAGUAAUUUGAUAGGUUAGUGCUCAGACAAGGCCUCCUGGUCUAUCACAGGCUGCUUUCUAGAAGCAGUGGGGUGAGGGGAGGGAUCCACCUGCCACCAUAGCCAAGGGGUCCUCCUGCCCUGGGAGUCCUCGGUUGCCAUGGAAACCACACAACACUAACAAAACUCACCAUGCCUCCCUGAGAAGAAAUAGGCUCCUUUAACCUUGAUUUCCUGACCAUCGAAGAAAUUUGGAACAGCCUUCCUGCCUGUCCCCAGCACUUUGUACCUAAAUUUUUUUCUUUUUAUUUCUGCAGAGGGGAAUGUUGUUGCCAUCUAAGGAGAGGGUUUCAGAAGCAAAAUGAUCUCUGCAGUUUUUCCCAAGUGCCCUGAGAUACUUCUCAAAGCCCUUGUGUUUGAUAAGGGUUGUACAUAAAGCAGUUCACUUACAUAACUUUGCUUUUCUCGUCCAAUGUAUAGGACGUAGUUCUUAAAAAUUAAUGUUGAUUUCUUCCUCCAAAGCCUGAGUCUUAAUUCUCCGUAGCACCUCUGGGACAGCAGUGAUUGUCUAGAAGAGUGUUUAUGCCCAACCCAGGCUCUGCAGUGGGGCUGGCCGUGUCCCCUGCCCUGGCCCUAGCUGGACACAGAAACAGAAGAUUCUAUUAACUUUUGAAAACUCCAGUCUUGAAAAACCAGCAUCUAGAGCAGAGUAAUCACCGAAGAGUUAUCCUGAUAGAAUCAACCUUUGGCAAUUAGUAGUCCCAACAUUUUAACGCUGUUUUUUUUAAUUGGUGGCGGGCGGUUUCUCUCUGACCUUUAAUCAUAAAGUGUUGGGGAUCUUGAAUAAUUUGCCUGUAAUUUUGGAUGAUUAAGAAAUGUGUACAUAUAUUAGUUAAUUAGAAACAUUCUACUUUCCUGUUGUCAGACUGAAUUUCAGAGUAACUUCAUGAGAGUGUGGGUCUGGGUCUGGGUUGAUUAACUCACUCGUUGAGCGCCCACACGGAUCUGCUCAUUUUGACAGCGCCUCAUGGAACAGGGCCUUCUCUCCAAGGCAGGGGCCUCGGCAGAGGGGUUUGUCUGGGACAUUAGGAGUAGCUCAGAGUAUGGAAGAGGAGGUGGCCGUGCAGUGUAACCCCUCUACCCCGGAUUCUCAGGGAGGAGGCAGCCCUUCCAGUGAGAGCUGCAGAUGAUGGGGAUUGAGCGGCAGCUGUCAGUUCUGGCGCACACUCUUAAGUCCCUGGGCGUUGAGCUGCACCAUCUGCUUUGAUGAAGAUGUUAGAUGCGCUGUCAGGCCCCAGAGGGAGGCUGCCCUGGGCCCAGAGCUGCGUUAACCCAGCUUCUGUUUUUCUCCACUAAAGGCUCUGUCAGCACUCAUGUGCAUACUCAUUCCAUCGGUCAUUGGUUUGCAGAAGACGAGGCCUGUAUGUGAUUUGAUAAUUAUUGCUGGUCCAAAGGUCAGAUCUGUAAAGCUUUGAAAUAAUCACUCUGGAUAGAGACCUGUGAGUCCACUGGCAGAACUCAGCUCAGUCUUUGAGGAACAUUCGUAGUUAGAAGACAGAAUGGUAAGGGAGAAUUCCAAGAACAUUUUAUUUUUAAAAUAGCCUGCGUAACCCUUGGCUCUUGCUGCCCAUGGGUUAACACCAAGUUCUUCUGAAGGCAGAAUCCAGUUAGAGCUCUAAUUUUAACAUGUAUCUGAAAAGUACAGCAGUCCCACUUCCCCAUUUUUCUCAUCAGACUCCAAAUAACCAGUUGCUCUGUUGCAACUACUUAGAUGUACGAGGCUCAGGUGAUGCUUCAGGAGAGAACCUUAGGUGACUUCCCUGGGGUUACGCACUGGCCCGUGGGCACCUGCCACCAGCAGUUAUAUAGGACCCAGACGAAAUUCCUGUCUUCCCUAGUUCCUUCGUGCAGUACAUCUUUUUUCAAGUCUAAAUCUUUUACAAAAGCUUGGAAUACUGUGAAAAUGUUUUACAUUCCAUUUCAUUUGUGUGUGUGUGUGUUUUUUUUUUAAUGCAUUUUACCAGAUGUUUUGAUGUUAUCGCUCACGUUAACAGCAAUUCCCGGACGUGUUCAUUUUAUCUCCAUGUUUUUCCCGCCAUGUAGCAAUACUCACUUGACUAAAAUCACUCAAUUAAUCAA
Messenger RNA from Otolemur garnettii (small-eared galago), 4245 nucleotides. It is a transcript of the gene SFRP1, whose product is annotated as secreted frizzled related protein 1. The coding region runs from base 107 to 1051 and encodes 314 amino acids. The transcript is spliced from 3 exons. Lineage: Eukaryota; Metazoa; Chordata; Mammalia; Primates; Galagidae. Gene Ontology annotation, molecular function: Wnt-protein binding. Gene Ontology annotation, biological process: canonical Wnt signaling pathway; non-canonical Wnt signaling pathway; negative regulation of canonical Wnt signaling pathway. The record is from RefSeq and is a predicted model, not a curated record.